This is a messenger RNA of Xenopus laevis (African clawed frog), 2913 nucleotides long. It is a transcript of the gene gdpd2.L, whose product is annotated as glycerophosphodiester phosphodiesterase domain containing 2 L homeolog. Lineage: Eukaryota; Metazoa; Chordata; Amphibia; Anura; Pipidae. Gene Ontology annotation, molecular function: glycerophosphodiester phosphodiesterase activity; hydrolase activity, acting on ester bonds; phosphoric diester hydrolase activity. Gene Ontology annotation, biological process: lipid metabolic process; glycerol metabolic process. The record is from RefSeq and is a predicted model, not a curated record. Bases 272 to 1882 code for a protein of 536 amino acids. The transcript has 16 exons. Gene Ontology annotation, cellular component: membrane; plasma membrane.
GCAAUACAACUAAUGACCAGCAGAUGGCGAUUUGUCGCACAAGCGACUCCAAGCGCUUGAAUGAAGUUAAAGGAGUCCGUGCAGCAGCAGCAGGUACAAAAGAAGGAGAGUGAACUGAGCUGCAGUUGGAGACUGUCAGAAGGGGAUACAGCAGGAAUUUGGGUAGAAAAGUGAGAGUGGGGCGGAGGCAAAAGCAGGAAUAGGGGAAUAUUGGAAUCCGGGGCUGGAGCGAGCAGCCAGGAGCAAAGGAGGCGCGUCAGCUGGCUUUGCAAUGGCGUGCGACGGCUUCUGGUCUUCCUGCUGUCUGUGCCUCCAGCGCAUCUACAGCUGUCACUGUAGGAAAAAUAGAAGAGGCAAGCUUAAAGGCACCAAGGGAACCAAGUGUGAGUGCAUCUGGGUUCUGCUGCUUCUCCUGGUUUUCUCCCUGACACUGAUAUGGAUGCUCAUCACCCUCACCCUGGGAAAUGACAUACACAACUUUAAUGAGGAGGUAUUCCGCAUAGCCGGGAUUUGGCUGGACUGGUCUGUAGUCUUGAUCACAGUGGCGGCUGUGCUUCUCACAUACUGUGGCCUCCUUCUGCUGCUGUCAUUUUGCCUUGUUCUCUGUGACCUGAAACUCCAGCUGCACUGGUGCCAUAAGGUUCUACUAUUCAUCAGCGUCAUUGUGAUCAUUCUCUUAUGUGUUGGCCUUUCCCUGAAGUGGAGGGAAGAAUGGAGAACCGUAUAUAUCUACAUACAGGCAACACUACCAUUUCUGCACAUUGGAGCUGUGAUUGGGGUAUCUGCUCUGGCCUGGGUCCUUGCUGGGUAUUACUGGAGAACAAAAACCAGGGUACUGAAAUACCUCAUUCUGACAGUUUAUAUUAUCCUUCUGGGUGCUCUCUAUCCCCUUCCCGUCUAUAUUACUUCCCCCUGUGUACUAAAGCCAUCGGAUCUGCAACCCAAGCCCCGCCUCAUAGGACAUCGUGGGACGCCCAUGCUGGCUCCAGAGAACACAUUGAUGUCAUUUCACAAAACGGUGGCCUCUGGGAUUGAUGUUUUUGAGACUGAUGUUGCAAUGAGUCAGGAUGGAGUCCCAUUCCUUAUGCAUGAUAACAAGCUGCUCCGGACCACUAAUAUAAAAGAAGUGUUCCCAGAACAAUUGCAAUACAACAGCACCAAUUUCACAUGGGCCGACCUCCAGAAGCUCAAUGCAGGCAGUUGGUACCUUCAGAAAGAUCCAUUCAACACUGUGAAGUUUUUGACUCCACAAGACCAAGAGGAAGUAAAGAGGCAAAAAAUUCCUGCUCUAGACGAAGUCUUGAAAGAAGCCGCAAAAAACAACAUAUCAAUAAUAUUUGACCUGUAUGUGCCUCCUGAGGACCACCCAUACAAGGAUAGCUACAUCAAUAUUACGCUGAAGACCAUCUUUGACUCCUCAAUCCGGCCGGAAUUAAUUUUUUGGCUACCAGACGAGCAGAGGGAGGAAGUCAUGGCUAGGGCUCCAGGUUUCCAUCAGAUAUUUGGACCUCUGAAGCAAGAAAACUUUGCAGUGGAAGCAGUUAAUAUGCCAUAUAAUCUGAGCUUGGCGAAGAUCCGCUCAUAUCGGCAGAAAAACAUAUCUGUGAAUCUCUAUGUGGUUAAUGAGCCUUGGCUGUUCUCCUAUGUUUGGUGUGCUGGAGCCACAUCGGUCACCUCCAACGCAUGUCACCUCCUGAAGAAUAUUCAACAGCCUCAGUGGGUUCUAGAUCCUCAAUAUUAUGUUAUAAUCUGGAUUGUUGUGGACGUCGUAUCGUUAGCCCAUGUUAUCUGGGCAUUUAUUAUUCAAAGAACCUGCUACAAGAAAAAGGAAUAUCAAGAUACAGAAACUGUGCUCCUUAUGAAAAUUGGAAAUUCGAUAUAAUGGUCUUUCGGGCCGCAUCACCCUUGAUAAGAGAUACUGAUCAAGGAUUUGAGAAUUGUAAACGGAACUGCCAGAAGGAAUCCUGAACAAUCUCAGUGGAGAAUAUUAUUGAGGGCAAGCGUACUUCACUAGCUCUAAAUGUAUAAUGUGCCUACAAAGCAGGAAAAAAAAAUCUGGAUCAUUCCCACCAGCAGAGAUGGAAGCUCACACUAUUGGUAACGGGUUCAGUGCGCUUUGGGUGAUCUCGUACAUUGAUGUGUGGAUUAGCUUAUAUCUGAAACAAAAUUCAUCCUUCAUUCUCCUGUUAAUGUCUUUUUGUAUACUUGUUUUGCCCUUGGAUUUUCCUUCCUGGACAGGAGGACUUGUUAAACUUGGACUUGGAUAAACCAGCAGACAUUUAGUUGGAGUAUCGCUCCAUAGUCUUAACUUUUGUCCAUUUUAUUUUUAAAACACCAGCACUAUCCAGAUCACUGCUGCAUUGCUAAUCCGGUUCUAAAUUUUGUAUUUUUAUUAACAGUAUUUAACCUUUUCAAUGUUUAAGGUUCUUCUUAAAAGUUGUAUUUUUUUCUGCUACAUCUUCUGUUCUCAUUCUCAGGGAUGUGAGUGAACCGUUUAUAGCGGGCAAUGAAAUCGUCUGGCGUCUGUAUGAAUUCACACAGGGUGUUAAAUAUGGGUGAUUGUGACUACUUUAAGUGUGAAUUUACAAGAAACUACUCAGGAAUGUUUAUAUAGAAUGUCUGUUGGCUGUAUCAUGACAACUUUUCCUUUUUAUUGCAGGUUAAUGUGCAUCAAGGACAGCACUCCUACGAUUUAAAACAAUUUAAGGAAUGGAGUGCUGUCCUUGUUCCUGUCCCAGGUUUUUAUUGCUGCGUGCAUGUUUAACAAAAAGCAGAAAUAUUAUAGGGGUCUUAAUGACCAUUAAGGUAAAAACUCCUUCACCUAUUUUUCUGUAUAGUGCCAAAAUGUGUCUCUAUUCUAAUGCUCAACAAUGUAUGAUGAUAUUUUUCUAAAUAAACUGUGGGUAAAACAGG